AUGAUUGACACCAGAACCAACAUCAACAUCAAUUUCGGAAUAAUUACUCACUCUGUCAUAGUCUCACCCCCGGGCCUCAACUCGGUCGCGUCUCCCUCAACCUGGUCUGCGCGAAAUGACCUCUGCAACAACCAAUUCGCGAUCCGGCAUCCUGCCGCCUGGAAGCAUUGCCAACAAAGCCACCAGCGUCUCUCGUAUGAACCGAACCGAGAUCGAACGCCCUCCUUGCAGAGACCCCCGAACCCUACGGAUACCAAGCGCUCCGGAUCAACCAUGCGACAGCCCACCAGCCCGACCAAGGCCCACGCCCGCGGAAGCUCCUACGCCUCAUCGACCAUGUCCCGAAGCAAUUCAACAGCGACCCGCUCAAUCAAGGGUGGCUUCUCAUCUACUGUCGGUGCUGGUAGCAUGCGACCGGCCUCCUCAAUGGCACGACCGGCUUCUUCGAUCGGUACCCGCAAACUGAACGGCUCAUCGAUCUCUCGCCCCGCCACCUCAAUGGACACCCGCAUGGACGAUGCCACAGGAAGCGUCCUGGGAAAAAGAAAGGGUAUGCAGUUUUCCUCUUUCCCUCAUCGUGUUUUUCCCUUCCCCAAUGGAUCCCGUGGAGGGCUCAGCUUGAAUGGCCCUCGGCGCAAAAACACAACAUCAUCGACUGCCGAAAGCCAGAUCACUAGCUUGACCACCCAAUUUGCGUCUGUUUCCUUUGCGGAUAGUGGUGUCCCAGAUGUUGUGCCAUGCCCACUGUUCAAGCAACCCCCAAUGGAUCAUACUCCCUUCACCCCGAUGAGACCUGGCAAAGCGUCGCGUAUUUUCCCCGCGACGCCAUCCCAGCCCCAGCGGACUCCCUUUGUGCACUUUAAUAGCAGCACUCGCAAGCAACCCACCCCCCUCUUCCUCACCAAAAAUUCUUCUGUUCAGGUUUUUAACAGCCGUAUAGAUACCCAGUGGGACCACGAGCUCAGAGAAAAGCAAAUGAACGACAUGUUUGAAACCUUCAUGUCACGGAUGAACCAGCAAGGCCACAAUAGUGCCGGCCUUAAGGAAUCGGUCGAUUUCUACAAGACCCGAAUUGACGAGCUUGAGAAAACUCGCGAUGCCAUCACAGAAAGCAAUACAAACUUGCGAGUGGAGAUGGAGGUCUUGAAGACCCAAUUAAUAACUGCCGAGCACUCAUUGAAGGCUGCUCAACGAGACCAGGAGAUCGCCAUGGACGAUCUUGAAAUGCGCCAGCGCAUUGAGAUGGAAUCAAUUCGACAAGACGGCAAAAAGGACUCAGAAGCGCUGAGCGCCCGUCAUCAAAUUGAGAUGCAAGAACUUCGACGGCAACUGGAGAAUGAGAUCGAAGAUGAGAAGGCAGCACGCGUUCGUGAGCUCGGGAAAAUGACUUCGAAAAGCGCCUCCGCGCUGCAAGAAUCUGAAAUGGAACUCAGAAGCAAACUCCGCGAAAUUGACUCGGUCAGCAGCUUGUUGGAGAGCACGAAAGCCGAAUUGGACCGCGAGCGAAAGCACACCAACGAUCUUCGCCAGAAUCUAGACACAGUCAGUAGCAACAGCGUCACUUUGGAGUCUACGAUCCGAGCCCUCAAGGCCCGCAUUGAGUUCCUAGAGGGCGGCCGAGAGGAACAAUCUGAAGCGUUUGAGCGAUGCAAUCAAGACAUGAUGGACGCUCUAGCCGAAACCGACGCAGUCAAGGAGAAGCUGCGCAGAGAGGAAACACUUCGUCGAAAGCUUCACAACCAGGUCCAGGAGCUGAAGGGAAACAUCCGUGUCUUCUGCCGUGUCCGUCCCUCUUUGAACAGCGAGCCUGCCUCCCAGAUCGCUGCUAUGCAAUACCCCGAUGAAUCCGAGGACGCCAAGGAGAUCAACAUCAUGGGCCCUGAAGAGAAAAGCAGUCUUGGGACUGUCUCGCGCAAGAAUAACAACUUCUCCUUCGAUCGCGUCUUUGGCCCCCGCACGCAGAAUGGAGAGGUUUUCGACGAAAUCAGCCAGCUUGUCCAGAGUGCUCUUGAUGGGUACAAUGUUUGCAUUUUCUGCUAUGGUCAAACUGGCAGUGGUAAGACACACACCAUGUCUUCUCAGGAUGGUAUGAUCCCUCGCGCUGUUCACCAAAUAUAUGAAACCGCCCAAGGUCUGGAGGAGAAGGGCUGGCGCUAUACCAUGGCUGGAAACUUCGUGGAGGUGUACAAUGAGAACCUGAAUGAUUUACUCGGCAAUCCCGAUGAGUUGGACAAGAAGAAGCAUGAAAUCCGCCACGAUAUGCAGCGCGGCAAGACAAUAAUUACGGAUAUCACCACGGUGCAAUUGGAUUCACCCGAGAUGGUGGAGUCGAUUCUCAAAAACGCAGAUGCCAAUCGUUCUGUGGCAGCGACAAAGGCGAACGAGCGAUCCUCGCGAUCUCACUCCGUCUUUAUUCUCAAACUCAUUGGAGAGAACCACAUCACCGGCGAGCGCAGUGAGGGUACGCUCAACCUGGUCGAUCUCGCUGGUAGCGAGCGCCUGAGCCAUAGUGGGGCCACAGGUGAACGUCUCAAGGAGACUCAGAACAUCAAUCGCAGUCUCAGCUCGUUGGGUGAUGUGAUUGCUGCUCUUGGCCAAGGCAAGGAUGGUGGUCACAUCCCAUACCGGAACAGCAAGCUUACCUACCUGCUCCAAUUUUCCCUCGGCGGCAACUCGAAAACCCUCAUGUUUGUCAUGGCCAGCCCGUUGCAGGCACACAUGUCGGAGACGUUGACCAGCUUGAAGUUCGCAACGAAGGUGCACAAUACUCAUAUCGGCACAGCAAAGCGACAGGCGCGUGUUCGCGACACUUGA
Penicillium waksmanii is the source of this 2814-nucleotide messenger RNA. Its product is annotated as putative kinesin family protein (KlpA). Lineage: Eukaryota; Fungi; Ascomycota; Eurotiomycetes; Eurotiales; Aspergillaceae. The coding region runs from base 1 to 2814 and encodes 937 amino acids. Gene Ontology annotation, molecular function: microtubule binding; ATP binding; microtubule motor activity. The record is from RefSeq and is a predicted model, not a curated record. Gene Ontology annotation, biological process: microtubule-based movement. The transcript is spliced from 4 exons.